Molecule: messenger RNA, 1582 nt
Organism: Archocentrus centrarchus (flier cichlid)
Lineage: Eukaryota; Metazoa; Chordata; Actinopteri; Cichliformes; Cichlidae
Gene: alg12
Product: ALG12 alpha-1,6-mannosyltransferase
Exons: 9
Coding region: 1-1467 (488 amino acids)
Biological process (GO): protein N-linked glycosylation
Cellular component (GO): endoplasmic reticulum membrane
Molecular function (GO): alpha-1,6-mannosyltransferase activity
Source: RefSeq, a predicted model, not a curated record
AUGGCUGAAAAGAGGAGUGUUUUGGGGCUGCCACUGUUGUUUUUAUUAGCUUCUGUGGCUCUCUUGCAUUUAUUUAUUUGUCCGUUCACUAAAGUUGAAGAGAGUUUUAACUUACAAGCUGCACACGACCUUCUGUAUCACAGACUUGACUUUGACAAGUAUGACCAUCACAAGUUCCCCGGUGUGGUGCCGCGCACUUUCCUUGGCCCGCUCUUCCUCUCCACGCUUUCCUCCCCUCUUGUUUUGCUGUCCUCCCAGCUGGAUGCACCAAAAUUCUACACACAGCUUAUAGUCAGAGCUUCCCUGGGAGUGUGUGUUAUUGGUGCACUGUGGAACAUGCAGAGAGAGGUGAGGAGGCAGUUUGGCUCCACAGUUGCAGACCUUUUCUGCCUGAUCUGUGCUUCUCAGUUUCAUCUAAUGUUCUACAGCACAAGGACACUCCCCAAUGUAUUUGCACUGCCUAUAGUUCUUAUAGCAUUCACAUCAUGGAUGGCUCAGAGAUAUGGCCGCUUCAUCUGCCUGUCUGCUUUGGUCAUCAUUGUGUUCCGCUCAGAGUUGUGUAUCUUUUUGGGCCUCAUGUUACUGAUAUCACUACUGAGCAGGAAGCUGGGGCUGCUGCAGCUGCUUAAGUACGCUAUUCCUGCUGGGAUAUUGUCAUUAGUUCUGACAGUGGCUGUUGAUACCUUCUUCUGGAGGAAGCUCCUGUGGCCUGAAGGCCAAGUUUUGUGGUACAACACUGUUCUCAACAAAAGUUCCAACUGGGGAACCUCUCCCUUUCUCUGGUACUUUUACUCCGCUGUACCUCGCGCCCUGGGCUGCACGCUGCUCUUUGUUCCCCUCGGCCUCCUUGACAGGCGAAUGAGGCUGCUGCUGCAGCCCGCAGUGGGCUUCAUUCUGCUCUACUCACUGCUGCCCCACAAAGAGCUGCGUUUCAUCAUAUACACUUUCCCCGUGCUCAGUUUGGUGGCUGCACGUGGCUGUUCUUUCAUUUUGUGCAACUACCAGAAAUCUUGGAUGUACAAACUGGGUUCUGCAGUUGUGGUUGGCCAGCUGUUGGCAAACACAGCAUACUCUGGUAUUUGUCUCUAUGCUUCUCACCACAACUACCCUGGAGGCAGAGGAAUGCAGGAACUACACAGGCUGUUACCAGCUUCAGCAGAUGUCUUUGUUCACAUCGACACCUACGCUGCUGAAACUGGAGUAUCACGUUUCCUGGAGCUAAAUAAAAACUGGAGAUAUGACAAGCGUGAGGACUUGAACCCCACAAGCCCAGAGAUCCAGAUGUACUCACACCUAUUGAUGGAGGCUAACGUCACCAAGAUACAGUUAGUCCAGGACACCCAUCAGCCUCUGGCAUUCAUAGACGGUUACAGCAACAUUGCCUUCAAUGUGUUUCACUUUCCUCCUGUCAGAGUGCAUUUAGAGAGAAAAGCUGUGCUGAUGGAAAGGCUGGAGGCUGGCCACUAAAAGUGUGACUCAAUAGUAGUGUAUUGGAUUUUCUUUCUUGGUGACCAAAGGUGACAAUUGCUGUGAAACCAGUGCUUUUACAUGAUAAUAAAAAAGUAUUUCUCCAGCUAUCACA